This is a messenger RNA of Ziziphus jujuba (common jujube), 2593 nucleotides long. RefSeq lists its product as uncharacterized. The coding region runs from base 227 to 2281 and encodes 684 amino acids. The transcript has 20 exons. The record is from RefSeq and is a predicted model, not a curated record. Lineage: Eukaryota; Viridiplantae; Streptophyta; Magnoliopsida; Rosales; Rhamnaceae.
UAACAAUAAUAAUAAAUCAUCCAUUUGUUAGACACUGAUAAAUAAUACAAUGAGAUACAAAAACAUAAAAUAAAAUAAUUUUCCUGGAAAAAAAUGAUAAAAAUUUUCGGUUACAGUGGGAAAUAGAAAGAUAUGUAACAGAAUUACAAGCAGCGAAUUUAGUCUCUCUCGCUGUGUGUGUGUGUGUGUGUGUGUCUUUGUGAUUGACAAAAAAUAAAAAAUAAAAAUGAAGGCGCUGAUAAGCACUGCGAUCGCUUGCCCUUCUUCUUUUUCUUCAAAUUCCGGCGGACCAUUUCAUCGAGAAUCUGCUUCUGUUAGAGCUCGAUUUGGUUGUUGGUCCAGGAAAAGUGGGGAGGUCAAUGGCUUACCUAGACCGUCUGUACAUAUGGAGUUACAAGGUCAGGAAGGUGCAAAUAUUUCUCAGUCAUCAAAUGAAGACAAAGCAAGACACGAUGACAUCUGGGGACUCUUUAAAGAAGCACAGCAGAACAUUCUAUACUUGAACAAACAACGUCAAAAGGCUUUGGAGGAGCUGAACAGAACAAACCAAGAGAAAGAGUUGUUGCUUGAGAAGAUAGCCAUAUUGGAGGCAAAAAUGCAAAGUGGUUUUGUUAAAGAUAGGCUAUCAUUUUGUUGGGAGCUGCUGCUUCGGAUAGACUCAAUGGUUCUCACUGGCAUUAUUAGCACUAAUGAGGCAUCUGAUAUGAGAAGGCUGCUUGUGGAGCGUAAAGUUAGUGGGGAUGAUUUUCCUACGGACAUCCUACAAGAGACAGAUGUGAAGCUUCUACAUGAACUUCGGAACUUCUUGUCUGGAAGCAAAGGGAAUGGCUUUCACAUUGUCCACAUAUGUACUGAAAUGUCACCCUUGGUCUCUGUUGGAUCUUUGGCAUCAUAUGUAACAGGUUUAUCUCGUGCAUUGCAAAGAAAGGGCUACUUGGUGGAGGUUAUAUUGCCAAAGUAUGGAAGCUUGGACUUGGAUGAAGUUCAAGGGCUACGAGAAAUUGAGGCGGAGUCUUAUUCAUAUUUUAAUGGUCAAUUGCACGCAAACAGAAUUUGGAUAGGUGUUGCCUAUGGCAUUGGAGUUACUUUAAUUGAGCCCAAGGACUAUGCAUCCUUUUUCAAUCGUGAGAAGGUUUAUGGUUACUCAGAUGACUUUGAACGGUUUACCUAUUUCUCUCGUGCAUCAUUGGACUACAUAGUAAAAGCUGGAAAGAAGCCUGAUGUGUUGCACAUCCAUAACUGGGAAACUGCUAUAGUUGGGCCGCUUUUCUGGGAUAUUUUUGUCAAACAGGGACUGGGAGAUACAAGAAUACUCUUGACAUGUCAUGACUUCAGGCAGUCCCUUGAGCAACCGGAUAAACUAUCAUUAUGUGGACUUGAUCCUGCUAGACUUCACCGUCCUGAUCGUUUACAAGAUAACACUAACAAACUUCUUAUCAACAUUUUAAAGGGUGGAGUUGUUUACUCCAAUAAAGUUAUAUUUUUGUCAUCCAUACAUUCGAAAAGCAGGAUCAUUUAUGGUCCAAAUCAUGGGUUGGAACCUACCUUAGACAUUCACAAGGACAAGUUGGUUGUUGCUCCAUUGGGGUUUGACAGCUCCAUCUGGGAUCCUUCCAAGGACAGGUUUCUUCCUAAAAAUUAUAGUGUGGAUGACAUGAAGGGGAAAGCUGUGUGCAAAGUUGCAUUACAGCAGCAACUGGGGUUAUCUGAUAAUGGUUCUAGUGUUCUUGUUGGAUUCAUCUUUUGUGAAGUUUCAGAUGUUGAUCUGGAGAGCCUUAAGUCACUUGUUCGCAAUACCAGCAGUAGGGGUGUCCAGUUUAUCAUCAUGGAUCUUAGCAAAAUUCCAAGUGCAAACAUGAGUCUUGGAUCUUUUCAAGAAGAACUUAAGGGUGAUGGUGUACGAUUUAUAAGCAGACAGGAUGAAGCAUCAUCACAUUUGGUCUUUGCAGGAUCUGAUAUAAUAUUGUGUCCAUCUUUCCAUGAUCCCAUUCUCCAACUUCCAGAAAAGGCUUUGAAGUAUGGAGCAGCCCCAGUUGCACUAUCCUCCAACAGCAUGGGCUUUAGACAUUCUAUAGAUCACCAUGCCGAGGCCACUAGAUUCUCGCAGUUCAUCAGCUCCACAUUUGAAAACAUGUCUUUAAACCAAGCCCUGGAUGAAAUCAGGAACAACCCGUCUAAGUGGAAGCAAAGGAUAAUGGAAGGAAUGGCACUGGACUUGUCAUGGGAUGCCGAGUGCUGUGACAUCCAUAUUUCUGCUUACACAGCCAUAAAGGACCUGUGAACUGUUAGUAACUUGUAAAUGUAGGUGUAAAUAUCUACAUGUUCAAUCUCUAUUUAUGAUAUAUAGUUAUUUGUCGAUGGUAAAGGCUAGGUUUUUGGGAUUAUAUAUUAGGUUUCUGAUUUCCCAAUCUAAACAGGAUGUUUGGGUAGAUCAUCGGAAUGUGUCUUAUACUUGGUGUUAACGUUUUUUAGGUGGUAGCUCCAAUAAUAAAUUUCAUAUGAAAUGAAAUUACUUGCUCGAACCAUCUUAUGAUUGGAACGAUUUCAGUAGAAAAAUAAAUAAAUAAAUAAAUUGGCAUUUGAUUCUAUAAAA